UUUACAGGUACAUAUCACACGCAUGCAUGGCCUUCUCCGGCGUUUCUUUUUCAUUUUAACAACGUUCAAUUCCGUGGUUUUCGCAGCGGUUUAAUCCGGCGGUUAGUUACGGUUCCGUGGGUGUCUCCGGUGGUGAUGAUCCGUGUGAAUGCAAAACCGGGAACAUCCGGACCGGAUGCUCAUCGGGUUACAGAAUGAGAGGUUUAUUGGGGAAAGAGCUAUGGCUGUACUGCAUCUGCAUCAGAGACAGCAGCGAACCCGGUUCAGUCUGAACCGGGUUUUCUCAGUGGUGGGAAUGGGUCCGGGUCAUGUAGGGACAGGUGUCUUUCUUCCUCGCACUGCUUUGCUCACCAAAAACAGCAACAUUCAUCACAACCUUAGAAAGGGACCGCGUACGAUGAAUUCGCGUGAAUAUCAACUCCCCCCUCGGAAGAUUUUGCUCAACAGGAGGCAAGAAGAAUGGCCCGGGUACGCUGCUACUCGUGAGGUGCGCUUGCCUAAUAACCGGAACUAUUGACAAUUUAUUUCUCUGGCUAUUAUUUAAAUUGUGCUUCAUAGUAUGCUAUUAAGGUGACACUCCUAAAUGAUGUGAAAUUGAAAAAAAAAAAAUUUGGGUGCC
Erythranthe guttata (spotted monkey flower) is the source of this 619-nucleotide messenger RNA. Lineage: Eukaryota; Viridiplantae; Streptophyta; Magnoliopsida; Lamiales; Phrymaceae. The record is from RefSeq and is a predicted model, not a curated record.